AUGCCUCCACGAAGAAAAGCAGCAGCGGCUCCCACAGCCGAGCCCACAGCCGAGCCCACUCCAUCUUCUUCGGAGACUACUACCACCUCCCCUCCCUCCUCUACCGACUGGUACCUCCUCCACGCACGCAUGCUCGAGAUCAACGACCCCCAAAUCUGGCGCCAGAUCCUCGUUCCGCCAGACAUCACCGCCCAAGAUCUGCGGUGGCUCAUGACGGCGGCGUUUGGCUGGGCGGGGGGACACAUGUGCAUGUGGACGGUGCGCAAGGUGACUAGCAUCGAGGGCAAGUCAGAGCCGCUGGUAACCGAGAUCAACCCGGAGGGAUUUGCGAUCCCCAUGGCGGCGUUCGGGUAUGGGGAUGCCAACCAGGAUCCAGACGCGGACUUUUCGGCGUUCGAUGAGGACGGCAACUCCAACCAUGGACUCAAAGACAAGCAGACCCUCGCCGAGCUCGACAAGCAAUACGACUUUACCAAUAACAAACACCUCCUCCAUUGGGAGUACGACAUGGGGGAUAGCUGGGAGCAUAUCAUCAUGGUGGAGAAGAGGAUGUCGGAGGCAGAGGUGCGCGAGAGCGGGGCGCUGGCGGGUGGGGCGAAGAAGGGAGUCAAGCGGACCAGUACGGGCAAGGAGAAGGAGGCAGAGAAGGCGGAAAUCAAGUUGACACCGAAGAUCCUGGAGGGGAAGGGUCAUGGAGUCGCCGAGGAUGCGGGAUCGUAUCCGGGCUGGGACGAUCUGAAGGAUGCGUACAAGGCCAAGGGGACAAUGAAGGACAACGAGGAGUACGAGAGCCGGAGGGACUGGUACGAGGACAGCUGUGGGAAUGGGGAUCCCAAGGGACUGAAGGGGAAGAAACGUUUGGAGCACUUUGACGUUAAUGAGGCGAAUGCGGCUUGGACGAUGUACAAGGAGACUUGGAUCAGAUGA
Messenger RNA from Dioszegia hungarica, 927 nucleotides. RefSeq names its product MM3350-like domain-containing protein. The coding region runs from base 1 to 927 and encodes 308 amino acids. NCBI's taxonomy places the organism in Eukaryota, Fungi, Basidiomycota, Tremellomycetes, Tremellales, Bulleribasidiaceae. The record is from RefSeq and is a predicted model, not a curated record. The transcript has a single exon.